GUAACGUUUUUGUGAUAAUUUACCGCAGAAAAAGGGGAUUUCUUUAUAGAUUAAUUAUGAUCUCAUACAUUUAGUGGUUUAUAAAUACUUGAUAACUUGUUAAUGGAAGAACGUAGAUGUAGUUUUGUUUAGGAAUUAUAAAGAAAACAUUGUUCUCUAAUUUAGUUAAUUCAGGCAUCAAAGAAUAUUUUUAGAAAUUUCCAAAAUGAUCUUACUUUAUGUUUUGGUAACUUUAUAUAGUGGAAGUGCUUUGGCACAAAGCCAAGUGAAAUUUUAUUACUAUUCGUCGCCAACUACUGCGGUGGUCCAAUUAGAGGCGAUUGGCAUAGCAGCUGCUAACAUUGAUAAUACAAGACCAUUAAAAAUUAUAUGUCAUGGUGCUGACGCAAAUAUUAACGUAGAUUGGUACACUCCAAUGAUCAGUGCUUAUUUAAAUAAAGGAUAUCAAGCGAUCGCUGUUGAUUGGGGCGAACUAGCUUCAUCUGCUGAAGUUGUUAGUUCGAUUAAUUUAGUUGGAAAUCUAAUUGGAACUUAUAUCAUUGCUAUUCAAGAAACGUUUGAGUUUCCUUUGGAAAACAUUCACUUUAUUGGACAUUCAUUAGGUGCUCAUAUUGGUGGAUAUGCAGGAAGAUUAGUAAGACAAGUCGUAGGUACAAAUUUUGCUCGAAUAACCGGCUUAGAUCCAGGAACCGAUUUAACAUUAAACAUAUUUGGGAGAACCGUUAUGACACCAUCAGAUGCUGAUUUUGUGGAUGUUAUACACACCAUGGCUGGAACUGGAGGGAUUGGAUACUCAGUUGGUACAGCUGAUUUUUAUCCAAACGGUGGUGCAUUACAACCAAAUUGUUUAAACAUUCUUAAUCUUGUAUGUAGUCAUACAAGAGCACCUUGGUUAUUUAUAGAAAGCAUCAAUAGUAGCGGUUUCCUAUCUAGGAGAUGUGACUCAUGGUUAAAUUAUGCUUUGGGAUUAUGUAAUGGAAACUCUGUUGCUCUUAUGGGAGAUAGAUGUUCAACUUCAGCUUCUGGGGAUUAUUAUUUAUCUACAAAUGGUAAUCCACCAUAUGCACAAGGAUAAUAAACUUAUUUCAAAAUGAAUAAAUAAUUUCAAAUUGCA
Onthophagus taurus is the source of this 1114-nucleotide messenger RNA. RefSeq names its product phospholipase A1 VesT1.02-like. Gene Ontology annotation, biological process: lipid catabolic process. Gene Ontology annotation, molecular function: serine hydrolase activity; lipase activity. The record is from RefSeq and is a predicted model, not a curated record. NCBI's taxonomy places the organism in Eukaryota, Metazoa, Arthropoda, Insecta, Coleoptera, Scarabaeidae.